Encephalitozoon cuniculi GB-M1 is the source of this 324-nucleotide messenger RNA. RefSeq lists its product as uncharacterized. The record is from RefSeq and is marked provisional. Bases 1 to 324 code for a protein of 107 amino acids. NCBI's taxonomy places the organism in Eukaryota, Fungi, Microsporidia, Unikaryonidae. The transcript has a single exon.
AUGAGUAAAGAGGAAACAAAGGAGGGAGCUAAGCAGAAAAGAUACAACGAGAGGGAAAUAAUAAAAAGAUUUCUUGUGUCAGAGAAAGGCAUAACCUUUUUAGUGGACCAUGUCAACAGAAAGAGUUCCUGCAAAGACACUCGACUCAGCAAAGAGCUGAUGGAAAAGGAGAUAGACAACCUCAUUGACUACUAUUUUGCAUGGAUACACAGCCUUCCAGUAAAGAGGAGUAUGAAAAUGAGCAGAUACGAGUUUCUGAAGUACUUGGAGGACUUCUGCAGGAAGAAUGACGUCAGCAAUUUAUUUGAGUUUUUAUUAGUUUGA